Papaver somniferum (opium poppy) is the source of this 1629-nucleotide messenger RNA. RefSeq names its product F-box/kelch-repeat protein At3g06240-like. Gene Ontology annotation, molecular function: protein binding. The transcript is spliced from 2 exons. NCBI's taxonomy places the organism in Eukaryota, Viridiplantae, Streptophyta, Magnoliopsida, Ranunculales, Papaveraceae. The record is from RefSeq and is a predicted model, not a curated record. The coding region runs from base 1 to 1629 and encodes 542 amino acids.
AUGGGAAAACUAUGUCAGGAUAUGGUAUUAAACAUCGUCGUUAGGUUGCCUGUGAAGUCAAUCUUACGGUUCAGGUGUGUAUCAAAAGACUGGUGCAAGUUAUUGAAAGACCCUGAUUUUGUGAAAAAACACCUAAGGUUUGCAAUUGAAAUGAAUAAAUUCAGUUUAAUGAUGCACCCAUUGUAUGUUUUUGACUUAGAAACCUACACUUUAGCUUAUGAUCCGUCUUCAUCUACACUUAGUAACUGUGUUAGUAUAAGAUAUCCUUGGGGGACAACAUUUUGGGGAACUUGCAAUGGCUUGGUUUGUUUAAGCACCUUAUUUGAUGAUCUCGUCCUUUGGAAUCCCGCUACUAAGGAGUUUAAGGAAGUACCACCAAGGCCAAUUGAGUCGGUGAAUGAAAUUAGUAAUUACUUCCUAUAUGGAUUUGGGUAUGAUGAAAAGUUUGAUGAUUUUAAGGUUGUAAGUAUGUUGGGGAUUCAGAACGUAUAUAAUUGUGUAGUUCAUAUAUAUUCACUAAAAUCUAAUUCUUGGAAAAGGCUUGAGAAUAUACCUUAUGAUCUUUAUCAUCCUAGAGAACGUGAUAUAUCUCAAGCAAGUGUUGUUAAUGGAGAUAUGCAUUGGUUAGCAGAAACUGACUCUGCGCCCAACCAAGUCAUACUCUCUUUUGAUUUCAAGGAUGAUAGAUUCGAUAAGAUGCCCCUACCCAGCAUUUUAGCUGAAUACGGUUUCGGUGGUACAUAUUUGUGUUCAUUGGGAGGGUCUCUUUGCUUAUUUGGUUCUCAUUUAUGCGGUGAUGGGAUUAAGGUAUGGGAGAUGAAGGAGUAUGGAGUGACUGAAUCGUGGGUUAAACUCUUCACCAUUAACCAAGAAACUAUCUCUCACUUCUUUAGACACUUGGUUCCGCUACAGUUUGUCAAGAAUGGCAAGGUUUUAUUAGCAUAUGACACCAAUGUUGAUUUUCAUCUGGAUUUGUAUGACCUAAAGCAUCAAACCACCAUCAAUAUCAAGGCUCAUAAUGCAAAUGGGGAUUGGUAUGCUGCUACUACCUUUGUGUAUGUGGAGAGCCUUGUACCUCUAAAUUCGGGUACUUAUGUUUGGCAACAAGAAACAGAAGACUUCGAAGCUGGCACAAGAGCAGUAAAUAGAGGACACUCGGUAGAAGCGGGGGUAGAAGAGGAAGAUAUCGCGGAAGGGUUUCCUGCAAGUCCCAAAACAUUUGAUGAUGACUCAGAAGAGGGGGCAGAAGAAAAGGUUGCUGAAGGGUUUCCUGUAAGUCCCAAAUUAGUCGAUGAAGCUAGGGAAACAAGUCCUGAAAAGACUUGUGAAAUGUUGGAAAUCAGAAAGCUAGAUUUGGAAACAAGAAAGAUGGAUUUAGAAACAAGAACAAUCGAGUUGAAAAUUCGUGAGCAAGAGAACCAGCAUAUGAGUAUGGACACAUCAAAAAUGAAUGCUUUACAGUUGAAGUGGUGGCAAACGUGUGCUAAAGAAAUUACAGAAAAGCAUAGGGUUUCUGACAUGAGCAUUGUUGAUGUCAAUGAUGACAAAGAAGCAGAAGAUGAAGACCACAUUGAUGUAGAACAAGAAGAGGACAUCGAGAACAGAAAGAAGAAAGCAAAGAUGACGUGA